UUGUUCCUUGAUAUGAGAAGCUGGGGAUCUGGGUCUCUGGGGCGGCCUCAUAAUUGAACACCAUCAGAGCAACUCACUCGUUACGUUGUCGUCGUCUCACUGGGCAACCUCCUGCUCUUCCCACCAUCUGCAACUUCAACUUUUACAAGUUUCAAGUUGAAGGUCUUAAUGCUGAUUCACUGAUGGAUAAAUGGGAGCUGCUUCGAUAUCCUUGUUAGUUGUUACUCUAAUAGGUGAUCUUCUUGCUGGCCUAUUGUCAUUGUGACAUGGUUCAUCUCAAGGAUCUAGGAAUUCCAUGGAAGAACACAAGAUUUUCAUUGGUCAGGAGUUUCCUGAUGUCAAGGCUUUCCGAAAUGCAAUUAAAGAGGCUGCUAUUGCACAGCACUUUGAGCUACGUGUAAUCAAAAGUGAUUUAAUUCGUUAUAUUGCAAAAUGUUCUAUUGGAGAUUGUCCAUGGCGUAUCCGUGCUGUAAAGAUUUCGAAUUCCUCCAAGUUCACUAUACGAAGUUUGGAACCUACACAUACAUGUGGUUGCGAUGCUCAGAAUGGGCAUCAUCAGGCUUCUAUUGAUUGGAUUGUGCGUUUCAUAGAGGAGCGCCUGCGGGAUAAUAUAAAUUACAAGCCAAAAGAUAUAUCACAUGACAUUGAAAAACAAUAUGGGAUAACAAUACCUUACAAGCAAGCUUGGCGUGCUAAGGAACGGGGACUUGAAGCAAUUUAUGGCUCUUCUGAAGAGGGAUAUUGCCUUCUUCCUUCCUUCUGCGAUCAGAUAAAGAAAUCAAAUCCUGGAACUGUUGCUGAGGUUUAUACUGCUUGUGCAGAUAAUCAGUUUCAACGUCUCUUUGUUUCUUUUUAUGCAUCCAUUUUUGGGUUCCUGAAUGGUUGCUUACCCAUAGUAGGGCUUGGUGGGUUACAGCUUAAGAGCAAAUAUCUUGGGACCCUAUUGGCAGCCACUUCUUUUGACGCUGAUGGCGGGCUGUUCCCCCUUGCUUUUGCUGUUGUUGAUAUGGAUAAUGAUGAGAGCUGGAUGUGGUUCUUGUCAGAGUUACAUAAAGCGCUAGAGAUGAAUACUCAGAGUAUGCCACAAUUUACGUUUUUGUCAGAUGGAUCAAAGGGUAUAGUAGAUGCUUUAAAUCGAAAGUUCCCUAGCUCAUUUCAUGCUGUUUGCAUGCGUCACUUGACUGAAAGUAUUGGCAAGGAGUUCAAAAAUUCCAGACUUGUCCAUCUUCUCUGGCAAGCUGCUUAUGCAACUAGUAUACUUACUUUUAAAGACAAGUUGGCAGAAAUUGAGGACAUGUCUACUGAAGCAGCCAAAUGGUUGCAAAAGUAUCCUCCUCAUAGUUGGGCACUUUUGUAUUUUGAUGGGAAAAGAUAUGGACAUUUUUCCUCAAAUGUUGAGGAAUUCAAUAAAUGGAUUACAGAAGCAUGCGAACUGCCUGUUAUCCAGGUGAUUGAGAAGAUUUACAGCAAACUGACAACCAUGUUUGAAGAGCGAUGUUCUAAGAGUAAGUCAUGGACAUCAGUUUUAGCCCCCUCUGCUGAAAAACAGUUGGAAGAAGCCGUUAACUUGGCGUCCUCUUACCAAGCCCUUCAGUCUGAUGAAUUUGAAUUUGAAAUCAUAUCAGCUGACCGAUCAGAUAUUGUAAAUAUUGGAACUCAUUGUUGUUCAUGUCGGUAUUGGCAGCUAUAUGGAAUCCCAUGUUCCCAUGCAGUUGCAGCGCUUCUUUCUUGCAAAAAAGAUCCAUAUGCUUUCGUAGUAAAAUAUUAUACUGUUGAGAACUUUCGGGAGACAUAUAUGCCCAAAUUGCACCCUAUCCCCAGGAAAAUUGAAUUGAAGAGACCUGGCCAGAUUCUGGUAAAUGAAGAGAUGCAAGUUGUCCGACCACCCAAGUUCCGUCGCCCUCCGGGAAGGCCCGAGAAAAAGAGAAUUUGUACCUAUGAUAUAAACCGGGAGAAGCAUGCUGUUCGCUGUAGUAAGUGUAACCAAACAGGGCAUUACAAGACUACUUGCAAAGUAGAGUUUGCAGAAAGGUUGUAAUAUUAUAUCUCUCUGUAUAUUACUAGAAAGCUUGGCUAUAGCAAGGAUAUAACAUAAUUGGCCUCUUUAUUGGCUAUGGUGACACUAUCGAUCUGUAAAAAUCUGCACAUAAUUAAUGAUUAGGAUGUUCAUACGAUAGUGGUAGUUAUUUUUAUCUU
This is a messenger RNA of Chenopodium quinoa (quinoa), 2196 nucleotides long. RefSeq lists its product as uncharacterized. The record is from RefSeq and is a predicted model, not a curated record. The transcript is spliced from 2 exons. Gene Ontology annotation, molecular function: zinc ion binding. The coding region runs from base 296 to 2038 and encodes 580 amino acids. Lineage: Eukaryota; Viridiplantae; Streptophyta; Magnoliopsida; Caryophyllales; Amaranthaceae.